Molecule: messenger RNA, 1485 nt
Organism: Botrytis byssoidea
Lineage: Eukaryota; Fungi; Ascomycota; Leotiomycetes; Helotiales; Sclerotiniaceae
Exons: 1
Coding region: 1-1485 (494 amino acids)
Biological process (GO): polysaccharide biosynthetic process
Cellular component (GO): membrane
Molecular function (GO): acyltransferase activity, transferring groups other than amino-acyl groups
Source: RefSeq, a predicted model, not a curated record
AUGCCUAGCGGAUAUCAAGGUAUCCUCGACAAUGGAUUCAUAGAGGAGAUCAAAGCAGAUCAGCCAUUGUUGUCUCCAAUCGUCACCAAAUCGCCUACGAAAUACUGGAAACCUAAAAAGCUGUGUCUGGAUUUUAUAAAGCCUUCAUUUCUAAGUAGGAAGAGAGCGCCAGCGAAACCGCUCCAUGCAACUGCCUGGCUUGACGGAUUGAGAGGCUAUGCAGCAUUUCUGGUAUACGUUCUGCAUCAUGAACUAUGGGCCCACACCUUAGCGUAUGGCAAUUGGAUCUUGGAGAUGGGCUUUGGCUAUGAGAAGAAAUACUAUGCGAUUCAACUGCCUUUCGUUCGAACAUUCUUCACCGGUGGUCAUCUCGCUGUGACCACAUUUUUCGUGAUUUCAGGAUAUGUUCUCUCCAGAAAGCCAUUGAUGCUCAUUCAAUCCGGGGAUUUGGCGAAACUAGGAGAUAAUCUUGCGUCAGCAUUAUUCAGACGUUGGAUUAGAUUAUGGCUCCCAGUAAUUGCCACGACGUUCAUAUAUCUCACUAUAUGGCACAUGUUUGAUCUCUAUCCACUGCCUAGGUCUGAACAUGAAAAAACUUGGACUGGUGAGGUAUGGAAAUGGUACUUGGAGACCAAGAACUUCAGCUACAUUUUCAGGACUGGUGGAGAUCCUUGGUUUACUUAUAAUGUCCAUGUGUGGUCAAUACCAGUGGAAUUAAAAGGUUCCAUUACCAUUUAUACGGCUCUCGUGGCAUUGUCACGAUGCUCACGAAAUGCGAGACUCUACCUCGAGCUCGGAUUGAUAUACUACUUCAUGUAUAUUGCAGAUGGCGCGCACAAUGCAAUGUUUGUAGCUGGGAUGCUUCUCUGCGACCUGGAUUUGCUCGCCGAAAAUGAUGACUUGCCUCGUUUCUUUUCCAGAUUCGAUUCUUGGAAAGAGCUCAUUUUCUCUAACCUCUUUGUCGCCGCUAUGUAUCUUGGAGGUGUGCCUACUUUUGAUUUGGACGAGAAAGUAUUGAGAAACACUCCUGGGUGGCAUUAUCUAUCCUACUUGAAGCCACAAGCCGUAUUUGAUUACAAAUGGUUCUACCUGUUCUUUGCCGCGACUUUCCUCGUGGCAUCUAUUCCUCGAAUCCCAUGGCUGAAGAGCUUCUUUGAAACUAGAUUUUGCCAAUAUAUGGGCCAUAUAUCUUUCGCAUUCUAUCUUGUGCAUGGGCCCAUCAUGGCACUUCUAGGCGAUAGACUAUACUCCGCAGUCGGCUGGUCAAAAGAGAUGUCGGAUGAGAUGGCACCGUGGAGAAAUAUAUUCCCAAUAUCGAAAGUCGGGCCAUUCGGGAUGGAGCUGAGCUUCUUUGUUCCCCAUUUGAUCCUCUUCCCUGUUACAAUUUGGAUCGCGGAGAUUGUUACAAGAUUGAUUGAUGAACCUAGUGUGAGGUUUGCGCAAUGGCUAUACAAAAGAACUCUUGCACCAUCACCUCGUUUGUAG